This is a messenger RNA of Fusarium coffeatum, 1599 nucleotides long. RefSeq lists its product as uncharacterized. Lineage: Eukaryota; Fungi; Ascomycota; Sordariomycetes; Hypocreales; Nectriaceae. Bases 1 to 1599 code for a protein of 532 amino acids. The transcript has 4 exons. The record is from RefSeq and is a predicted model, not a curated record.
AUGAGCGGACUCAGGAACGAAUUCCAGCCCGUCAUGGCUGACGAUACUUCUCGAGCUUCCCGCCUUAAUGGCUCUCAACUCAAUGGAGAACGUCGAGAAUCCGGACCUUUGAAGGAGAUCAUUGCUCAGCAGGACAGUCUCUACAAGUACAUCAGCUGGGAGGAUCCAGCUCGAACCAUCGGAUCGUACUUUGCUGCUCUCGGCUUCCUUCUCGCUGUCCACCAUCUCCACCUCACUCAGCUCGCACUCAAGACUAGCGCCAUUGGACUCGGAGUCAUGUCUCUGGCUGAGUUUGCCGGUCGCUCUUUCGGUCCCAACAACUUCGUUUCUCGCAUGCGACCCCGACAGUACAAGACCGUCCCUGAAUCGACCCUCAAUGCUACUCUCAAGGAUGUUCACGACUUGACUCAAUAUGCUGUUGUACAGGCUCAAAAGGUCAUCUUCGCUGAAGACCUCGAGAAGACCUUCGCUGCCUUCAUGAUCACAACCUCUCUCUACUUCCUCGUCCAGUUCAUGACUCCCUUCGGAAUCGCGAUCUUGGCUCUCACAACCGUCUACAUCAUCCCUCUUGUCACAUCUCCCCGAGGCCGAGCUAUCGCAAGCGAUGGAAUGGCACGCGCCCAGGAAAUCAGCACCGCGGCCGUCGACCAGGCCAGCACCAUGGCCCAGGAUAGCAAGGUUGCCAUGUCCAACAUGGCUUCUCGAGCCCAGGAAUCUGCUUCUAACAUGACUUCCAAUGCUCAAUCCACCGCUACCAACCUUACCUCUAGUGCCCAGGAUACUGCCAACAACCUACGACAGCGAGCUGGUAACAUGAUGCCUGGUAUGAUGCAGAGCAACACCGAGUCUCGACCUACGAAUGUCAGCGACGUCACUUCCAGUGUUCCUCACAGCUCUUCUGGUCCCACACAAGCCAAGGAUAUCUCGUCCAAGUACCCCAAGGAUGAUAUGUCGUUCCAGGAAUCCAGGGACAAGGCUGCUAAGGCUGAUCGUGAUAUGGCCCACAGCUUCGACAAGUCGCCCAAGUCUAGCUUCAGCACUUCCGACAACUCCAGCAGGGGCUUCUCCCAGUCCGCCGUCCAGGGUUUCCCUUCCCCUGCCAGCGACCCAGCAUUCGGCCAUGUCUCCCACGGUCCCUCCGAUGACUUCGGUGCCGUGCCCAGCAGCUCUUCCAAGUCUCCCACCAACCUUACCAGCAACGUCUCCAACAUUCCAUCUUUCACCGCUACUGGCUCCAACAUCCCCUCAGGUAACAACCAGGAUAUGCCCAGCUAUGCCCAACACAGAAGGUCUGUCAACUACUCCGAGUUCCCCCACACUGGCGGUUCUGACUCUGGGCUGCAAUCUAGCUCCAACCAAGCUCCCAUUGGCAAGCGCCCCUCCAUUGAUGAUGGCAACUACACUACCCAGAACAAGAUGGGACAGGGUUCUGAUUAUCAGCAUUUCGUGCCGCGCGAGGCUCCUAACAGAGGUGGGCUCGCUACCACCGACACUGCGUCCAUGGGCAAGAUGCCUCUUGGCGAGUUGAUGGAAGAGAAGAACCAGGCUGGAGAGAAGGCUCCACCUCUGUCUGCUGGUGGUCUCAACGCUAUGAAGUAG